AUGGCCGGCCUCAUCUUUCUCAUCGCGACCUCUGUCGUUAUGGCGAUAGCCUCGUUCCUCGCCGGCGCACUCCCACUAUCGUUCUCCCUAUCCCACACCCAACUCCGGCUGAUUGCCUCGCUCGGCGCCGGCCUACUGGUCGGCAGCUGCUUGAUCGUCAUUCUCCCCGAAGGGAUUGAGGCGCUAGCUGCGGCGUCGCAGCACUCCCAUCUCGACGACACCUUGCCCGCCGACGACCCGGACCGAUUUCGACGACGGACCACCCACUGGCUUUCAGGUCGCGCGGACGACGGCCAGGCAGCCCUCAAUAACGAACUGCCCACCUUCAGCAUCGGCUUCACCCUCGUCGUGGGCUUCGCGCUGAUGUUCCUAGUCGACCGGCUCCCCCGCCACGCAUCCGAGCGAUUCCAGGGCGCGCCUACGAGCAGACAUGUCAGUCUAGAGAACCUGGCCGGGUCAAGCGUUUCUGGGGACGAAGAAUCUGAGGGGUUCCUGGGCUCUCUCGCCCCGUCGCCCAAGCAGAGCCGCAGUCUAGCGACUACGAUGGGUUUGGUCAUUCACGCAGCAGCAGAUGGCAUUGCGAUGGGGGCGUCGGCCACCACGGCCAACUUGAACGUGGGACUGAUCAUCUUCUUUGCGAUCCUGGUGCACAAAGCGCCGGCCGCGUUUGGGCUCACUUCCAUCUUGCUGAAGCAGGGCCUUUCUAAGCGGGCUACGCGGGUGCAUUUGAUGGUGUUCAGCCUCGCUGCUCCCGCGGGGGCUUUGGCCACUUAUUUCCUCGUUUCGCUGGUCGGGGGUGAGAGUAUGGAAGGUGAAUCCGCCCAGUGGUGGACUGGCAUGUUGCUUCUAUUUAGUGCUGGAACAUUUUUGUACGUUGCGAUGCAUGCGAUGCAGGAGGAAAACCAGUCUGCCAGCCACGACCACCAUCCGACCGCGAAUGGCUAUGCGGAACCUGGCGGGAAGCGGCAAGCGAAACUGCAGAUGCGAGACACUCUCGCAACGGUGGUUGGCUUCUUGCUGCCAUUGCUCACACGAUUCGGUCACCACCACCACUGA
Molecule: messenger RNA, 1056 nt
Organism: Dichotomopilus funicola
Lineage: Eukaryota; Fungi; Ascomycota; Sordariomycetes; Sordariales; Chaetomiaceae
Product: zinc transporter ZIP9
Exons: 4
Coding region: 1-1056 (351 amino acids)
Biological process (GO): zinc ion transport; transmembrane transport
Cellular component (GO): membrane
Molecular function (GO): metal ion transmembrane transporter activity
Source: RefSeq, a predicted model, not a curated record